GUCCUAUGUCCACGUCGUUCGCCUCUUUCAGCGUUCGAACUGGACAAUACCCUGAAUUCCAUCGGUAUUCGACGCGAGAUGGCCUCACUCCUGCGUCACUUCAACAGCACAAGGCUCGCUGAGCGCGUCUUCAAGAUGACCGGUUACCUGCGUCGAGUCCUCGGGGCCUACCGAAACAUGCGUUCUCUGGCUGACUCUCAGCAGGGUUUCACCGCCACUCAGGAAGUAGUCGACACGCGACGCAAGUACAAGGAACUGAAGCGCGCCUGGAAAUUAACGUGCGACUACUGGUUCCUGGAG
Molecule: messenger RNA, 300 nt
Organism: Phytophthora sojae
Lineage: Eukaryota; Oomycota; Peronosporomycetes; Peronosporales; Peronosporaceae
Exons: 1
Source: RefSeq, a predicted model, not a curated record